Molecule: messenger RNA, 1418 nt
Organism: Cyprinodon variegatus (sheepshead minnow)
Lineage: Eukaryota; Metazoa; Chordata; Actinopteri; Cyprinodontiformes; Cyprinodontidae
Exons: 7
Coding region: 75-1418 (447 amino acids)
Cellular component (GO): cytoplasm
Source: RefSeq, a predicted model, not a curated record
CAGGUGAUUAGUGUGAGAACAGCUCCACUUCCUCAUCAUCAUCAUCUUCCUCAUCGUCUCACAGCUCGGCGGUCAUGAAGGACGAGGCUGGACAGGAGGAGGAUCAUUUCUCCCGCGAUCAUCUAUAUGAGGAUUACAGGAGCUGCUACCUGCGGCUCGGUGCUGAGGUCCGGCCCUGUCGGGACCCCCGGCUCCUGAAGAGGGCGGCCCGGUUCCUGCUGAGGAGCCCCGACCUGAGAGCCACUUUCACGGUGUUCCCCUUCUCCCAGGCUGUGGCGGAGAGAUGGGCUGAAGGCACCGACAGCAGGAAACACCUGAUGGGCUUAAUCAAAGCCACAGAGAUGCUGGAGACCCUCUGCAUCAACAUGUUCCUGCAGCCCUGGAAGAAGGAGAUCAGGUCCCUUAAGACGUUUACAGGAGCCUUUGUUUACUGUCUGCUGCCGGUUCUCAGCUGUUCCACCAUUCAGGCCAUCUUGGCCUCCAUUGGCUACCUGCCCAACAGCGACGCCGAUAAGAGUGAGUUCACACUGAGUGCUGGUCCCGAUGCGGACCGAGCUUUGCUGCUGGGAUUCGAACUGCUGCUGGCCAGAGUGGAAUGUUCUCAUCUGCUGGACCUACUGGUGGAGCACCAACUGGGACCACAGGAAUGGUUAGAUGUUCUCCAGAGAGGAAAGCAGCCUGCAAAGUUGAUAGAUCCCUCAGAAAAGCAAGCGAUACUAGAGGAAAGGAGAGACAACGAUGCUGAGAAGGAGGAUUUGGAUAAGAAAGGGGAAGCUCUGCGUUUAGAGGCCAGGCCUCCCUCAGUCCCCCAGCCUAAGCCUCGCCGGUAUGGCCUCAGCAACAUGGACCAUUCGGUUAUGGAUCUGCAGAGGACGUACCCAGACCUGGCCUUCAGGGGUCGCCCUCUGCUCGCAGAGCAACCUCAGAAAGCUGCUGUGGCCGACUGUGUAGCUGAUGGUACCACUGAGCAUUUAAAAACAAAGCUGAUGGAGAAUAAAGCGCUGACUGGAUGUGACGGUUAUAAAGACAGAACCAGUGCAGGGGUCACUGACCCAUCAGAAACCAGCUUUAGGAACUCUGACGAAUCCAGAUUGGAUGAUGAUGAUCACCUCAGUGGUCCUCAAGCCAUUUCCCUUCAUAUCACACUGAGGAAAGGACCCAAAGUGGAACCGAGCUUGGAUCUAGGAAAGAUGCCCCCCCCCACAGAGGCGUCUGAUGGAAAGCAGAAAUCUGCCAGAGAUGAUGUGACGGCUGAUCCAUCGGAGUCUCCAUCCUUCAGCUCGAUUGAUGAAGAGCAACAGCUGAGGGAGCUAGCAGAGAGGAUGGGACAGGGAGCGACAGAGGUGAAGGGAAAAACCACUGGCCCAACGGAGACGGGAACAUGUGUGGAAGAACAAAACCAGGAGAACAAACGGUGA